Molecule: messenger RNA, 927 nt
Organism: Exserohilum turcica Et28A
Lineage: Eukaryota; Fungi; Ascomycota; Dothideomycetes; Pleosporales; Pleosporaceae
Exons: 4
Coding region: 1-927 (308 amino acids)
Biological process (GO): protein dephosphorylation
Cellular component (GO): protein phosphatase 4 complex; cytoplasm; nucleus
Molecular function (GO): protein phosphatase regulator activity
Source: RefSeq, a predicted model, not a curated record
AUGACGUCCGUCGACUCCAUCCUCCACCAUGCCGUCGAGCAGGGUGAGCUCCCCUCAGCAGAGUGGCCGAGGACGCUGCAGUACAUCCUGCAACGCUUAGACGAGAUUGUUGCCGACUUCCCCAAGCCGCUCACUGACGCGAACCCAAACCCUCCCGCACCGCCAACCACCGACCUGCCCUCACGGCCCAGCACCUCAAACGCCCUGUCCAGUCAAGAGUCGCAUGCCACGGACAAGGAGAACGCCCCACCCGCCACGCCUCCGCGCCCGCCCGUGCCCUCCUUCUCCGCUGGAAACGAGCCUCAGGCCAUUCCCUCCGAAAUCAACUCGUUCUACACAUCCAUCCGCACCACCCUCUCCAAGAACUUUGCCAAAGACCCCCCGCACACGAUCCAGCGCCUCGCCGAGCUGAUCCUCGAGCCCAAGAAACGCUACCGCUUCCUGCCACCCUACCUGCGCGCCCUCGACCGCGUCGUCUCUGUAUCCUCGCCCCUUACCGUCUUCCCACUCCCACAGGCCGUCUUGCCCACCGCGAGCGGACUGCUCAAUGGCGUCACUCCCAGCACCACACCCCAGCCCGCGCCCCUUGGCUCGGACGAAUCACUGGGCGGUGCCUUGCUCACUCCAAUUCCCUGGCUGCAGAACCGAGGCCAAAAUGAGUUGAUCUCGGAGAGUACAGAAAUGGUCGAUGGACCCAACGGCGCAGGUCGCAUAGAAACCGUCACAGUAGGAAUGCUGGCCAACGCUGCACGGCCCGAAUCCGACUCACCCGCAAAUGUGGCCCACAUUGCUUCGUCACAUCCGGACGGCGAGACGCUGCCAUCCACUGGUCCCGUUACUCAAAUGUACGCUUACUCAGUCAACUUUACAGAUGCCUAUGUAGCGGUAUACCAGCAUAUAUAUAGAAAGUGUAAACUAGAGAAAUAA